Molecule: messenger RNA, 1020 nt
Organism: Phoenix dactylifera (date palm)
Lineage: Eukaryota; Viridiplantae; Streptophyta; Magnoliopsida; Arecales; Arecaceae
Product: mitochondrial import inner membrane translocase subunit TIM23-1-like
Biological process (GO): protein import into mitochondrial matrix
Cellular component (GO): TIM23 mitochondrial import inner membrane translocase complex
Molecular function (GO): transmembrane protein transporter activity
Source: RefSeq, a predicted model, not a curated record
CAAGGUAUAAUGCCACAAAUUGUCAAACCGCUCCCAAAUACCACCCGAUGGGUUUCUUUGUACAAGACUAAAAGAGGGAAACGCUCUGAAUAGAAAAUCCUCUCCCCUCGCCGCCAUAGCAUUCCCUAGUUUUCCUCCGCGCCAGCUACGUCGGAGACGGUAUAGAAGAUAUCAGAGAACAGGAGAUUUAAUGGCCGAUCCAAGAAUCUACGGCGGAGACGACCCCGAUCGCCGGCAGGAGCCCGGCCGGAGGCUCUACAACCCCUACCAGGACCUCCAGAUCCCCUACCGGAACCUCUACGACCUCCCCACCUCGCCGGAGUUCCUUUUCCAGGAGGAGUCCGUUGCCCAGCGCCGCUCCUGGGGCGAGAACCUCACCUACUACACCGGCAUCGGCUACCUCACCGGCGCCGUUGCCGGCGCCUCCCUCGGCCUCCACCGCGCCCUCCGCGCCGCCGAACCUGGCGACACCCCCAAGAUCCGCGUCAACCGCAUCCUCAAUUCAUCCGGCCAGGACGGCCGCCGGAUCGGAAACCGCCUCGGCGUGCUCGGCCUCCUGUAUGCAGGGAUGGAGAGCGGGAUGGUCGCUGCUAGGGAUACUGAUGACUGGAUCAACAGCGUGACUGCUGGGCUCGGCACCGGGGCCCUGUUCAAGGCCGCGAAUGGGCCGCGUUCGGCGGCUGUCGCUGGCGCCAUCGGGGGGUUGAUGGUGGGAGCUGCUGUCGCUGGGAAGCAGGCGCUGAAGAGAUAUGUACCUAUCUAGGGUUUGUUUGGAAUCCUUCUAGCUCCUGAUCCUCUCGAUCUGUUAUUUUCUUCUCGUUUCUUGAUUCUAGAGGGGACCAAAAUAUGCGUGUCCAUUUUUGCACUUACAUGCAACCAUGGAGGGACCGGAAAGGUCAAAUAAUUGGUUGGAAUAAGCCGAUAACAACAAUUUCAUUAAUUUAAAUUUCGUUAUAUGAUAGUAUAACUGUUUGUAUUUUGGUUUUGAGGAUUAACUUAUGUGACUCUGUUCUUGAUAGA